Messenger RNA from Penicillium hordei, 1650 nucleotides. RefSeq lists its product as uncharacterized. The record is from RefSeq and is a predicted model, not a curated record. The transcript is spliced from 5 exons. NCBI's taxonomy places the organism in Eukaryota, Fungi, Ascomycota, Eurotiomycetes, Eurotiales, Aspergillaceae. Bases 1 to 1650 code for a protein of 549 amino acids. Gene Ontology annotation, molecular function: oxidoreductase activity; FAD binding.
AUGCUACGCGGGUCCUCAGGCUUCAUGCAAAUGUUCGCCAUCUCAUGUUACCCCGGCACUUACCAAGACAACAAUGAAUGCGCUUAUGUGUCUUCGCAGUGGUCGAAUUCGACAUUCCAACAGCUUUCUCCUGUCGGCUACUUUGGUCCUACAGAGGAAUCCUGCCUUCCAAUCGCCAUGAGCCAUCGGCCUCGCACAUGUACGCUAGGGCCAGCUCCAGUGUAUACCAUCAAUGCAACAGAGCCCGAUGAGGUAGCAGCGGGUAUCAAAUUUGCACAGGAGAACCACGUUCGUCUCGUGAUUAGGAAUACGGGGCACGACAUGUUAGGGAAAUCUGAAGGCUAUGGAGCAUUGCAGAUUUGGAUCAAGUACAUUCGAAAGGGAAUCUCUUUCCAAGAAAUAUAUAAUUCCUCGAAUGGAUGUACGAGGAGCGACUGGGCUGGGUCCGCCAUUGUUAUUGCUGGGGGCUAUAUAUGGCAAGAGGUAUACAAAGUUGCGUUUGAACGCAAUCUCACGGUUGUUGGCGGGGGAGAUCCGACCGUUGGUUGUAUUGGCGGUUACACGCAGGGUGGGGGACACUCGCCAGCCAGUCAUGACUAUGGGCUUGCCGCAGACCAAGUACUCGAGGCCCAAAUUGUAUUGGCAAAUGGCGAGAUCGCCACGGCCAAUUCUUGUCAGUUCUCGGAUCUGUACUUUGCCAUUCGAGGUGGAGGGGCCGGUACUUACGGCGUAGUCACGUCGAUGACCGUCAAGGUAUAUCCCAGCAAACCUGUUGUCGCACAGUCCCUCGCAAUUACUCCACUGGCCAAUGACACAGACUCACUCUUAGACGCGAUUACCGAUGUCUACCAGCAAUAUCCCAACAUCAUGGAUGCAGGAUUCUCCGGCUAUGGCUCCUGGUCUAUUAACAGCCCCAUGGCUAAUCAAACAGCCGGCUAUAUGCACGUUGUCGCCGCUAUGAACAAGUCUCUUGUCCAGUGUCAGAAAGACUUUGAUCCACUUUUUCAGACAUUACAGAAGUAUAAUGGCUCUUCACUUCGUAUAUUGGUGGUGUGGUAUGAGUUCAAAACGUAUGGGGCAUACUUCCAGGCCAUGUCUGGUGUAUCCCAGUCAAUUGGGGCUGCGUCCCCUAACUCCGCCAUGACAUCACGAAUGUUUGGCAAAGUUGCUUUGACGACCAGUCGGACCUCCCUUCGCCACAUGAUCGGUACCAUUGCGGGCAAUUCCGAGGAAUUUACAUUCAAUACCGUCGAGCUUGUCGGGGGUGGAAAGGUUCUGACUGACGCGUCUGACAAAUACUCCAGCGUGAAUCCCGCCUGGCGGUCUACCUACAUUGUCAGCAUUGUGGCAAGAUCUUGGACUAAUCAUUCAUCUGCUGAAACUGUCAAAGACGAUAUCACUAAUAUCAAGGGAGGGGCUAUGAGAGCGCUCGAACCGUUGCUCGGGAGCUAUAUGAAUGAGGCCGAUCGCAACGAUCCCCUAUGGGCGACGAACUUUUAUGGUACAAAUUAUGUGCUGUUAACACUCAUCAAGGCAAAGUACGAUCCGAGAAGUAUAUUCUACUGCCCGACGUGCGUGGGCAGCUCAUCGUGGUUUCAGCGACAUCUGGGUGGAGCAGCCUACGGCCCACUUUGUCCAACUGGGCUGUGA